AUGUCGUCGACGUCUCCACUGAGUUCCCAGGGGCGUCUGGACGCGUCUUCUACCUCUGCAAGUCGAGAAGUCUCUCCUGAUGGUGUGGACACUCUAUUCUCCGUUUCUCGAGGCACUGGAGCCGCCUCACCCGCCUCCUCCACAAGCCCCGAGCAGUUCCGCCCUCCCAUGUCGUUCCUGCGUCGCUUAACCUCCGCUCCGACGGCUAGUCGCGACGACCGAGCCAAACGCAAGGAAAUGGAGCGCAAGGAGCUGCUGGAAAUGAUCCUCGAGUCCAUCGCCAACGUGCCCAAAGCUGUAGAGCGGAUCCACACGAACGAAAAGCUCCGACAGGCGCUACACCAUGAAAUGGGCGAGGAAAACUCGCUUUUGCAUCGGUUCUUCGACUCCAGACAGCAACGAGAGGAAGUGACGCUAGGUGACACUCGUUGGGAGCUCAAUCGACCUUCUGAGAGCGAAGAUGAAGACGACGCAGACAACAGUGCACUGCCAGCAACGGCGCUGGGGGUAUACGAUAACUAUGAGCACAGUCAAGAAGGCGACAAGGACGACGACAGUGAUGAGAGUGAAGACAGCAGCAGUGACUAUGGAUCUGGGUACGAGAAUGACCUGGCUGAAGCUGUGAACCAACUCUGCAUGACGGAUGAGACCUUGACAGCGAUGGAUAACAUGGUAUCGGAUCCGAUUGGAAUUGUUCAGACGAAUUUUACAGGUGGAAGCUCUGCGAGGGUCUCAAGCUCACCGCAGUCGUCGCUCGGGCUGGGAGCUUCACCUGGAAAUGCGUCGAUGGAUGGAGAGCCUGUAUCGGCGCUGUGGCCACGACAGCCGAAUCAGUUUGCGUUUACCCAAGAAGAAGACAACAACGUUCGAGCGGAGGACGAGGUGUACAGCGAAAUGAUGAGCUCGGUCUGUGAAGACGAAACGUUCCAGGAUGAUGUGGAUGGUGACGAAGAAGGUGAAGAGGAACAUCUGAAUGACGAGAGCGAGGAGAAGCUAUUUAAAAUGGAUGACGAUGAUGGAGACGGCGAUAAAGAAGAAGAAUUGAGCAACGGUAUGGCCAAUUUUGGUGCUGAUGAUACAGUAUCAGAUCCGUUUGUGGUUGGCUCUCCCAUUCAGGGUCAGGUGACUACUUUCCAACAUGAUCUCGAUGGCAAAUCAAAGCAGAAGGCAGACACAGUCCACACGGUCGAUAUUAAAGAAGGCGACGAUGUUGGCAAUGAAGAGAGCGAAAGUUCCGGUGACGAUGACGACGACGAGCUCAAGGAAUACGAGGCGUUUCAGCUCCGCAUCAUUCGCGAGAAAAAUCGCACUGGAUUCGAACCAAACCAGGACUGGCGUCCUCGUGCCGGAGCUUUGAUUGGUGGUAGAUACAAGGUGGAAAUGGCUAUUGGAGAAGCAGUGUUUAGUCGAACCUACAAGUGUAUGGAUACAACCACUGAGCAGUCCGUAUGCCUCAAGAUCAUCAAGAACAACAAGGAGUACUUCGAUCAGGGCGUCGACGAAGUCCGAGUACUCGAGUACAUUGAUCGCAACUGCAAGGUGGACGAAAGACAUCUCAUACGUCUCCUGGAUGCCUUCUACUUCCGCGAACACCUGAUAAUCGUGACUGAGCUUCUUCGCGACAAUCUGUACGAGUUCUCUCGUCUGCUUCUACAACGCGGUGUGAUCAACUACUUCAGCAUCCCUCGUCUGAAAAAGAUUACUAUUGAAGUGCUCGAGGCGUUGGAUACACUGCACUCGCUGGGACUUGUUCACUGCGAUCUCAAACCCGAAAACAUCCUCAUCCAAAACUUCAGCGCAUGUACCGUUAAGGUGAUCGACUUCGGAUCAGCAUGCUUCACUACAGACGAGCUCACGUCUUACGUGCAGUCGCGCUCGUAUCGUGCUCCAGAGGUGAUUCUCGGCCUCAUGUACGACACAAAGAUCGAUCUAUGGUCGCUAGGAUGCGUCAUCGCCGAGAUGUUCACAGGCGAGGUGCUCUUCCGCAAUGACUCGGAGCAGACCCUACUGGCACGAAUCCUAGCAACAAUCGGUCCCAUUCCUGCGUCUCUGCUGGCCGGCCGAGGGGAAUUGCAGCAUCAGCUGAUUGACACGGGAUUGUUCACAGUAGAUCACUUGGGCAACGGCGUGUUGGCUGCGAGUCUGCACGUGCCUCCUCUAGAGCAAGCCGUACACACGAAAGACAACGAGUUCCUGGACUUCCUUCGAGCGCUGCUGCAGAUCGACCCGGCGCGUCGACUCUCGGCGCGGGAGGCUUUGACACACCCAUGGCUUCAACAUGGCGUCUUCGCCGAGAACCGGAUGUGA
Messenger RNA from Phytophthora nicotianae INRA-310, 2307 nucleotides. RefSeq names its product CMGC/DYRK protein kinase. Gene Ontology annotation, biological process: peptidyl-serine phosphorylation; peptidyl-threonine phosphorylation. The transcript has 5 exons. NCBI's taxonomy places the organism in Eukaryota, Oomycota, Peronosporomycetes, Peronosporales, Peronosporaceae. The record is from RefSeq and is a predicted model, not a curated record. Gene Ontology annotation, cellular component: cytoplasm. Gene Ontology annotation, molecular function: ATP binding; protein serine/threonine kinase activity; protein tyrosine kinase activity. Bases 1 to 2307 code for a protein of 768 amino acids.